CUUCCGGCCGCGGGGGAGCGGCGGCGGCGCAGAAGGCCGGACCUGGGCGCGGAGGGACAGGGACAGACGGGCGCAGGGCCGGGCGAGCCGGGAGUCAUGGAGCGCGGCCCGGAGGCCGGGGAGCGCGGGCCGGGCCGGCUUUUCCUCAGCAGAACAUGGACAUGUGUAGCUGACAGGCUCCUGGGGGCUCGACUUGGACCGCGAUGGGGCUGGGCUGUGGCCCCCUGACGGGGCUCUCAUCUGGGGCGGUGGCCGGGGGCUGCCCUCCCCUCUGUCCUGGUCUCGGAGCACCCCAAUUGUCCGUCCUGAGCUGUGCGCAGCCCGUCCUGGGGCCCGGUGCCCGCCAUGAACGGCCUGUCUGUGACCGAGCUAUGUUGUCUGUUCUGCUGCCCGCCGUGCCCCGGCCGCAUCGCCGCCAAGCUCGCCUUCCUGCCGCCUGAGCCCACCUACUCUCUCCUGCCUGAGCCUGAGCAGGCCCCCGGGGGUGGGGGUGCCACCUCCACCUCAGCGAGCUCCCUGCGCUCCUCGGGCAGCAACCCAGGCCGCUGGAAGCUGCACCUGCUGGAUCGUGCUGAAUUCCAGUAUAGCCAGCGUGAGCUGGACACCAUCGAGGUCUUCCUGACCAAGAGCAGCCGCGGCAACCGUAUUGCCUGCAUGUACGUGCGCUGUGUGCCCAGCGCCAGGUACACGGUGCUUUUCUCACACGGCAAUGCCGUGGAUCUGGGCCAGAUGAGCAGCUUUUACCUGGGGCUGGGCUCGCGCAUCGACUGCAACAUAUUUUCAUAUGAUUAUUCGGGCUACGGCGGCAGCUCGGGCCGGCCCUCUGAGAAAAACCUCUACGCUGACAUCGACGCCGCCUGGCAAGCGCUGCGCACUCGGUACGGCAUCAGCCCAGACAGCAUCGUCCUGUACGGGCAGAGCAUCGGCACGGUGCCCACGGUGGACCUGGCCUCACGCUACGAGUGCGCGGCGGUGGUGCUGCACUCCCCACUCACGUCGGGCAUGCGGGUCGCCUUCCCCGACACCAAAAAGACCUACUGCUUCGAUGCCUUCCCCAACAUCGAGAAGGUAUCCAAGAUCACUUCUCCGGUACUCAUCAUCCACGGCACGGAGGACGAGGUGAUCGACUUCUCCCACGGCCUGGCCCUCUACGAACGCUGCCCCAAGGCCGUGGAGCCGCUGUGGGUGGAGGGCGCCGGGCACAACGAUAUUGAGCUGUACAGCCAGUACCUGGAUCGCCUGCGCCGCUUCAUCUCCUACGAGCUGCCCAGCCCUCGCGUCUAGGUGGCUUGUGCCCCCCGCCCCCCCAGCACGGUGGCGCCAGCUUUGCGCCCCGUCACGGAGCCCGGACCUCAGCAAUAAGGCGCCCACCGGACCUCGUCCCGCUUCCCCUCUCCCCUUCAGGGGCUGCAUGUGAACCCCCUCCGAUGCCCCCAGGCCCCGCAGGCAGCCUGGCUGGGCAGGUGGGCCAGGACCUAAUCCCUGUCUAAGGGCUGUGGACGAUGUACAGGCGACAGAGCCCCACUUUCCGUUCCUUUGGGAAGCAAAAACAUGAACACGAAUUAAAGGUUUAAAAUUUUAGGGUU
Suncus etruscus (white-toothed pygmy shrew) is the source of this 1586-nucleotide messenger RNA. It is a transcript of the gene ABHD17A, whose product is annotated as abhydrolase domain containing 17A, depalmitoylase. NCBI's taxonomy places the organism in Eukaryota, Metazoa, Chordata, Mammalia, Eulipotyphla, Soricidae. The transcript has 5 exons. The record is from RefSeq and is a predicted model, not a curated record. Gene Ontology annotation, biological process: protein depalmitoylation. Gene Ontology annotation, cellular component: plasma membrane; endosome membrane. Bases 346 to 1284 code for a protein of 312 amino acids. Gene Ontology annotation, molecular function: palmitoyl-(protein) hydrolase activity.